Messenger RNA from Chinchilla lanigera (long-tailed chinchilla), 1143 nucleotides. RefSeq names its product olfactory receptor 10T2-like. The transcript has 3 exons. The record is from RefSeq and is a predicted model, not a curated record. Gene Ontology annotation, molecular function: olfactory receptor activity. Gene Ontology annotation, cellular component: membrane. The coding region runs from base 1 to 1143 and encodes 380 amino acids. NCBI's taxonomy places the organism in Eukaryota, Metazoa, Chordata, Mammalia, Rodentia, Chinchillidae. Gene Ontology annotation, biological process: G protein-coupled receptor signaling pathway.
AUGGAGUAUUACCCUGCCAUGAAGAGGUAUAUGCUCAAGGCAUUUCUCGGAGAAUGGAUGCACAUGUAUAAAUACAACGCUGUUUCUCUGGACUGUGACGCGGUGUGUGCUGCUCUGCGUGUGGCCGAGCGGUGGCCACUGGCGGAGGCUGCGGCCUGCACGUACAUGCGUGGGACAUUUGUGCACAGACACGCUCCUGAGAAGCUGAGGGGAAAUGGGACGUGGCUGGUGACAGAAUUUGUGCUGGUGGGAUUCUCCAACCUCCCACACCUGAGGACCACCCUCUUCACGUUGUUCCUCCUCACCUACCUGGUCACCCUCAGUGGCAACGUCACCAUCAUCACCAUCAUCCAUGUGGAUGGGACCCUGCACACGCCCAUGUACCGCUUCCUGGCAGUGCUGUCCCUCUCUGAGACCUGCUAUAUGCUGGUCACCAUCCCCAAUAUGCUGGCCCACCUGCUGAUGGAGAGCCAGGCCAUCUCCAUCCCCGCAUGUCGGGCUCAGAUGUUCUUUUUCCUGGGCUUGGGAUGCAGUCACUGCUUCCUCCUUACCCUGAUGUGUUAUGAUGGGUGUGUGGCUAUCUGUCACCCCCUGAGAUACUCAGUGAUCAUGAGACUCACUGUCUGCCUCUGCCUGGGAGCCUUGGUUUUCUGCUCCGGGUUCUCAGUGGCCUUGAUUGAGACCUGCAUGAUCUUCUCCUCACCCUUCUGCCGUGGGGACCGCGUGGAGCACUUCUUCUGUGACAUCGCCCCGGUGCUGAGGCUCAGCUGCACCCAGAGUGCUCACAAAGCCCUGGGCAUCUUCUUCCUGAGUGUCCUUGUGGUGCUGGUCUCUUUCCUCUUCAUCCUGCUGUCCUACGCCUUCACUGUGGCUCCCAUCGUGAGGAUGCCCUCGGCCACCAGCUGCCACAAAGCCUUCUCCACCUGUGCGACACACCUCCCUGUGAACACUUCAUUUGGGUGUGCUGCCUUCGUCUACUUGCAUCUGAACUCCUGGGCCCAACCCCAGAAAGACCACCUGAUGGCGCUGUUCUACAUGGUGGUGACUCCACGGCUGAACUCUGUGGUCUACACCCUGUGCCACAGGGAGGUGAGGGUGGCUCUCAGGAGGAUGCUGACUUGUGGCCACAUGACUUUUCAAUAA